This is a messenger RNA of Oryzias latipes (Japanese medaka), 2226 nucleotides long. RefSeq names its product casein kinase 2, alpha prime polypeptide b (gene csnk2a2b). Gene Ontology annotation, molecular function: protein serine/threonine kinase activity; ATP binding. NCBI's taxonomy places the organism in Eukaryota, Metazoa, Chordata, Actinopteri, Beloniformes, Adrianichthyidae. The record is from RefSeq and is a predicted model, not a curated record. Gene Ontology annotation, cellular component: protein kinase CK2 complex; cytosol; nucleus. Gene Ontology annotation, biological process: peptidyl-serine phosphorylation; peptidyl-threonine phosphorylation; regulation of chromosome separation.
CGGCUGCUUUCACAUCCGGGCGGCUCUCUUGCUCCUCCGCAGUCGCAUCCCGCCUCCCUUCCCUGCACUCUCGGCUGGGGAGGUCUGCGCCUGCCGACGAAAGUCCUGAAUUCCGGGCCGUCUGCUCCGUCGUCAGGCACCGGGGCCCCCGCGGCGCUACUCCCCCACAUGAAGCGGGCUACGCCGAUGUUGGUGCACGGAGCUGCGCGCUCCCGCUCGGUGCGACAUCCCCGCGCUGAAGUAGCUUCUUUGGCUAACGUUAGCUAACAGCAUCGAUCGCCGUGCCUCUCCAACCUCAUCUGCCUCUGGACAACCCCCCCGCUACCGAUCCGUCACAUCCACGGCUGAUUGACGGCGGGGAGACCCACACAGACGCUCGUCCUCCGGACACGCAGUGGGAGUUCCUCCCAGACUCCCCUCUUUUUUCUACCUCAUCCUCCCGAUGCGCCCCUCUCCUGCUCCUCGGGUGUAAAAUCCGCAUCACUCCCGGCUCCUUCCUCCACGUCCCCUGCUCCCCUUCUGAAGCCAGCUGGCUGGCGAGUUCAGCUUCACUCCCACUCGCGCACUCCGUCCUCCUUCUCCUCCUCCUCCUCAUCACGCCGCACAGCUCCCCUCCUCUUGCCGGCUCAUCAUCCACACCACAUCAGGUCUCCCGGACGCCCACCUCCAGGCUCCAGGGGUGUCGCCAUGCCGGGUCCAGUGGCCGGUAGCAAGUCCCGAGUGUACGCCGACGUCAACACGCUGAAGAGCCGGGAGUACUGGGAUUACGAGGCCCACGUUCCCAACUGGAACAACCAGGAAGACUACCAGCUGGUGAGGAAGCUGGGCCGAGGGAAGUACAGCGAGGUGUUUGAGGCCAUCAACAUCACCAACAACGAGAAGGUGGUGGUCAAGAUCCUGAAGCCGGUGAAAAAGAAGAAGAUUAAACGAGAAAUCAAGAUUCUGGAAAACCUGCGAGGGGGGACCAACAUAAUCCGGCUGGUGGACACAGUCAAAGACCCCGUGUCCAGAACUCCAGCACUGGUCUUUGAAUGCAUCAACAACACAGACUUCAAGGAACUGUACCAGAAGCUGACAGACUAUGACAUCCGUUUCUACAUGUACGAGCUGCUGAAGGCUCUGGAUUACUGUCACAGCAUGGGAAUCAUGCACAGAGACGUCAAACCUCACAACGUCAUGAUCGACCAUCAGUUAAGAAAGCUGCGCCUCAUAGACUGGGGGCUAGCGGAGUUUUACCACCCGUCCCAGGAGUACAACGUCCGAGUGGCCUCGCGCUACUUCAAGGGCCCAGAACUGCUGGUGGAUUACCAGAUGUACGACUAUAGUCUGGACAUGUGGAGUUUGGGCUGCAUGCUGGCCAGUAUGAUUUUUCAGAAGGAGCCUUUCUUCCACGGUCAGGACAACUACGACCAGUUGGUUCGGAUCGCCAAAGUUCUGGGCACAGAAGAGCUGUUCGGUUACCUGCGGAAAUACCACAUCGAGCUGGACCCGCGCUUCAAAGACCUGCUGGGACAGCAGAGCCGGAAGCGGUGGGAGCAGUUUGUGCAGACGGAGAACCAGCACUUGGUGAGCCCUGAAGCUCUGGACCUGCUAGACAAACUGCUGCGCUACGACCACCAACAGAGGCUGACGGCCACUGAGGCCAUGGAACACCCCUACUUCUACCCCGUGGUGAAGGAGCAGUCUCUGUCCAACUCUGACAACAACAUGGUUUCCAGCGGCAACAACACAGCGCGGUGAAAGAGGAGGGGGAGCUCUCCGUUACCUCAGCUUUGGACCCGGUUCUGACAGAAAGUGACCCGCGAAGGAACUCAGACACACACAUCAGUGCAAGCACACAAACACAAGCAGGCGCACACAAACCCCUCCUCCUCGGUGUCCGUCUGUGGUUGGAUCGUCCCGGUUUCCUGUCCGACAGCUUGACCAGUGAGCUCAAAGCCCCCCCCCCCCCCCCCCCCCCCCCCCCCCCUUCAAACAAUCAUCCUUGAGCUGGUCUAAUCCACCCUCCACCACAAGAUUUUAAAGACCCUCAUUCUUUGUAUCUUCCUUGUAAAUGCAUCAGCAUGAAGAAUGGCCAGGAGUGAACCUGUAUGAGACCAGAACCCCCCCUGUCUGAGCCCCCCCUUCCCCUCCUCAACAGAUGACAGGCGGCAUGGUGGACUCUAGAUGGAAUGACAAUGAAAACUAUAAUAUUAAAUACAAAUAAAUGAUUUUUAUUUAGCUGAA